Molecule: messenger RNA, 4696 nt
Organism: Mobula hypostoma (lesser devil ray)
Lineage: Eukaryota; Metazoa; Chordata; Chondrichthyes; Myliobatiformes; Myliobatidae
Exons: 34
Coding region: 118-4503 (1461 amino acids)
Biological process (GO): iron ion transport; antibacterial humoral response
Cellular component (GO): recycling endosome; extracellular region; plasma membrane
Source: RefSeq, a predicted model, not a curated record
AUUUCCCAGUAGUAUAAAAGCAGUGAAAGAGCACGGAAAUCUUGUCUCAAACUGCUAGCGCAGGUUUGUGACAAGCCAACGUGACCUCUCUAUUCUGUCAAUCUACACCGUGGCAGGAUGAAUUUGCUUUUCACCAUUCUAAUUUCUGGAGCUAUUUCUCUUUCAAGUGCCACUCAAGUUUCCAUCAGGUGGUGUGUAAUUAGCAAUGCAGAAUAUACAAAAUGCGAUGAUUUGAAAAAGAUCAUGAAAGGAGAUUCAUUCCAAUGUGUAAAGAAGAAGGAUGUUAAAGAAUGUUUGCAUGCCAUCAAGGAUAACACAGCGGAUGCUAUAACUGUGGAUGGCGGAGAUAUAUAUGAGGGAGGCCUUUUAUCUCAAGGACGCCUAAAGCCACUUGCAGCUGAACAAAUUACAGGAGAGACAUGCUACUACGCUGUAGCAGUUGUAAAAGCAGACAGCAGCUUUUCGUACGAACAGUUGGAAGGCAAGAAAUCAUGCCACACUGGUCUAAAAAAAUCCAGUGGCUGGAUCAUUCCAGUAGGAACUCUUCUGAAUAAGUAUCCAGAAAAAUGGAAUAGAGAGGACAGAAUUGAAAAAUUUGUGUCAGAGUUUUUCUCUGCCUCUUGCGUCCCUGGUGCGGAUAAAAACCUAUUUCCAAAGCUGUGUAGGCUGUGCAAAUCUAAAUGCCAGCGAUCACAUGAUGAGCCCUAUUAUGAUUACACAGGAGCAUUCAACUGUUUGAAAGAAGGUGCUGGAGAUGUGGCCUUUGUGAAACACACCACAGUCCCAGCUGAUCUGAAGAAUGAUUACAGACUUCUUUGUAAGGAUGGUACCAGAAAGAACAUUGAUGACUACAAGAAGUGUAACUGGGCAAGAGUCCCUGCCCAUGCAGUAGUGGUGAGAAGUCAUCCAGAUGAUGAUGCCAAGAAUAACCAGAUCUGGAAUUUCCUCUCAAGAGCUCAGGAAAAGUAUGGGGAAACUAGUACUGCAGGUUUUAAGCUCUUCCAGUCAACAAAGUAUAAUCAGAAGAAUCUGAUGUUUAAAGACUCAGUAGAAAAACUGGUUCGCCUCCCUGAUGGAAUGGACUACCUACAUUAUCUCGGCCCGAAUUAUGUAUCUGCUCUAAAGGCCAUGAGGAGAGAGACCAGUGUUUCAGAUGGUGUCAAAUUACGCUGGUGUACCAUUGGCGAAGCGGAGAAAAGCAAAUGUGAUAACUGGGCUUCAGCAGUUGACUGUGUGUCAGGUGCCAAUGCUGAGCACUGCAUCAAACAAAUCAUGUUUGGCAGUGCUGAUGCAGUGACCCUUGAUGGUGGCCAGAUUUACCUUGCAGAAAAGUGUGGUCUUGUUGCAGUUAUGGCAGAGUACUACGACAAAAAAAAUCACGCCCCAUGCAGAAAUGUGGCAACUGCAGGAAAUCCACCCUCUUACUAUGCUGUGGCUGUUGUGAAAGAUCAAAGCCUGACCUGGGCCAAACUGAAGGGGAAAAAGUCCUGUCACACAGCUAUUGGCCGCACUGCAGGGUGGAACGUUCCCAUAGGAACCUUGGUUAAAGAGGGAAAAAUCAAAGCCUGUGACAUUUAUAAUUCUUCAUAUUUCAGUGCAAGCUGUGCUCCAGGGGCAGCUAAGAUUAAUCCCAGACUGUGUUCCCUGUGUAUCGGUUUGAAAGACGAAUUAGAUAAGGAAAAUAAAUGUGCUGCUAACAGCAAUGAGCGCUACUUCAGCUACAGUGGAGCCUUCAGGUGCCUUGUGGAGGCAGGUGAUGUUGCUUUUGUUAAACAUACAACUGUGCUGGAGAAUACUGAUGGGAAUGGACUACUUGAUUGGAAUAAGAAACUACUUUCUUCCAAUUAUUUCCUGCUGUGCACAAAUAAUACUGUGGUCAACGUCAAUCAGUACAAGAAGUGCCACUUGGCUAAAGUCCCAGCGCAUGCUGUUGUGACUCGAUUGGAGAAAAGGAAAGAAGUUGUCCGACUUCUGAAAGAAGAGCAGGUGAAACAUGGUAUUAACGGGACACAGAAAAGCACAUUUGAGAUGUUCAGCUCCAAGAAAUUGGGGAAGGACCUACUUUUUAAGGAUUCCACUCAGUGCCUCAUUGAAAUUACCAGGACGAAUGAUAACACUUUCCUGGAUAGGAACUAUGUGACAUCAUUGGAAUCACUCAAUCGCUGUAAACAUCCUGCAGAGGACACCAGAGCCAGGAAUGCCCUCAUGAAUGCAGAGCUAGAGCUCAAAGAAGAACCAUUAAGAUCACCAGAAGUUGUGUGUCACUCUUGCCAACCUCGUAACCCUGUACUUUAUAAAGGAGGCAGGAAUGCAAAGGUCCUGCCACAAACCACUGCACAGCAGGGCUGCAACAAAGCUAGCCAGCCUCUGGAUUCUGUUGAUACAUGGUUUGAUGCGAUGAUGUAUCUCCACAGUGUUAUACUCGCUGCAAUUACUUCACUUUCAUUUGCAGUUGACCCGAAUAUUACCUGGUGUACAAUCUCAGCAGCAGAGUUAUCAAAAUGCAAGGAUUUGAAGGAUGCAAUGUCAAAUUAUUACUUCAAUUUCGAAUGUAUUAGAGAAGACUCGGCUGCAGCUUGUUUGACUGCUAUCAAGGUUGGAAACGCAGAUGCCGUAACUGUGGAUGGGGGAGAUAUAUAUGUGGGAGGUCUCUUGCCUGAACCACAGCUUAAACCAAUUGCAGCUGAAAAGACUGAAGGGGAAUCCUGUUACUACGCUGUCGCAGUGGUAAAGCGAGGAAGCAAAUUUCAGUUCCAGGAUCUAAAGGGCAAAAAAUCCUGCCACACUGGCCUUGGCAAAUCUGCCGGCUGGAAUAUUCCAAUAGGAACCAUUUUGAAAUACAACCUAACAUCUUGGAAUGGAGUUGAUCCCAUUGAAGAAGUUGUGGAAAAUUUCUUCUCCUCCAGCUGUGUUCCAGGUGCUAAGGCGACUUUCCCUAAGCUCUGUCAACUGUGUAAAGGAACAGCUGAGAACCACUGCAAACGAUCGCAUGAAGAACCUUACUACGAUUACUCAGGAGCAUUCUUAUGUUUAAAGGAAGGUGUUGGAGAUGUCGCCUUUAUGAAACACACUACAGUGCCACCUGCUGAGAGGGAAGAUUAUGAGCUCCUGUGUGUCGAUGGCACCAGAAAGCCCAUUGAAGCUUACCAUGAAUGUCACUGGGCUAGAGUGCCAGCUCACGCUGUGGUGGUAAGAAGUGGUGCUGCAGAGGAAGCAAAGAACGAGGCCAUCUGGAGGUUCCUUUCGAGUGCUCAGGAUUUAUAUGGGCAGUUGAAUAAUUCAACAUUCAGCCUCUUCAGCUCCACAAAAUAUGGACGCCAAGAUUUAUUGUUCAAAGACUCAACGCAGAUUCUGAUUCGCCUUCCGCACGGAAUGGAUCACCUUCUUUAUCUUGGCAGUGAAUACGCAAACGCUCUACGGAUUCUGAAAAGCAAUGACAUCAGCGUUUUGAAUCCUGGAAAGAUCCGCUGGUGCACUGUUGGCGAUCUUGAAUUUCAGAAAUGUAAUGCCUGGAAGGCAGUAAGUUGUGUUAAAGGCAGAAGUACUGAAGACUGCAUCAGAAAGAUUAAGUUUGGAGAUGCUGAUGCAGCAGAUCUUGAUGGAGGAGAAGUCUACAUUGGAGGAAACUGUGGCCUUGUUCCAGUUAUGGCAGAGUAUUAUGACGAAACUAAUCUUGAUCUAUGCAAAAAUUCUUCUGUAAUCACUAAACAACCCUCUUACUAUGCUGUGGCUGUCGUGAAAGAUCCAAACAUGACCUGGGAGAAACUGAAGGGGAGGAAAUCCUGUCACACAGCUGUUGGCCGCACGGCAGGGUGGAACAUUCCCAUGGGCACCCUGAUUGAAAAGGAAAAAAUCAACGCCUGUGAAAUCUAUAACUCUACAUUUUUCAGUGAGAGUUGUGCCCCUGGAGCAGAUGCUACCCUGCAUCCUAAUCUGUGCUCCCUGUGCAUCGGCAGUGAAUCAUCAACAGACAGGUGUGAAGCCAAUGCCAACGAGAGGUACUUCGGCUACAGUGGAGCCUUCAGGUGCCUGGUUGAAAAGGGUGAUGUUGCUUUCAUUAGGCACACCACUGUGUCUGAGAACACUGAUGGGAAUGGAACGUUGGACUGGAACCAGCACUUGUCUUCUGAUAAUUAUUACCUGCUGUGCAAAGAUGGGAGCACAACUUCAGUUGAUCAGUUCCUGAACUGCCACUUAGCGGAAGCCCCAGCACAUGCUGUUAUGACACGACCAGAUAAGAGGGAUGAGUUGCUCAAACUGCUGAAACAUGAACAGCUGAAACAUGGCCGUAAUGGAACCAUGCAAGACACCUUUCAGAUGUUCAGUUCAAAAUUAUUCUCAGGGAAGGAUCUCCUUUUUAAGGAUUCAACUCAAUGCCUCAUUGAAGUUCAAAGUUCUGAUUACAAAAGAUACCUGACUGAAAAUUAUAUCAAGAUAUUGGAUGGAAUUCAUGCUUGUGAACCUCCUGAAAUUCUGGAAGCAUGUGCCUUUAAAAAUUGCUGAACUCCAUGGUGAUGAUCUGACUGGGAGUUUCACCUCAUGUCCUGGACAUCUCCUAACUACAAUGACAUCCAUUUUACAUCUAACGAAUCAGUUUUUAGCAUUUCACAGAUGCUCUGUAGGUAUGGUGAGCUAUAUAUCACCCUGCUUUAUAUCUCUUUCUGCAAAACAUAAUAAACUAUAAUUAACACAUUCA